UACUCAAACAUAGUUCAAGAUCAUGGCUCCGUCAAAGCUCAAGAUAGCCCUGCUCCAGCUGGACAGCUUCCCGACCAAACAGGCGGCGAUCUCAAACGCCCUCACUCAAAUCAGGAGUGCCGCCAAAGCCAAAGGCGCCAAGCUGGUCAUCCUGCCGGAAUGCUGGAACUCGACGUACAGUGCGGAUGAGUUCGAACGGUCUGCCGAGAAGAUUCCCGGUGGGGAGACAAGCGUAGCCUUGGCUAACACCGCAAAAGAGCUCGGUAUCUGGUUGGUCGGUGGAACCUAUCCCGAGGUGGACGCCGGAAAGAUUCACAACACAUGCGCCGUUUUCGGACCGCAGGGAGAGUUCAUCGGAAAGUAUCGGAAGAUGCAUCUCUUCGACAUGGACAUUCCCGGAAUUUGUACGUUCAGCGAGUCCAGCGUGUUGACUCCUGGUAAGGAGUUUCUGACGUUCUCCGUUGAGGGUCUCAAUGUCGGCAUCGGAAUCUGCUACGAUCAGCGAUUCCCGGAGUUUGCGGCCAUUCAUCGACAACUGGGCACGGACUUCCUGAUCUUCCCGUCGGCCUUCGAUACCUACACCGGACCGAUGCACUUCGAGUUGAUUGCGCGGGCUCGUGCGCUGGACAACAGCAUGUUCGUGGCGUUGUGUGCCCCGGCCAGAGAUACCAGUAAGGACUACGUGGCGUACGGGUAUUCUACUCUUUGCGAUCCCUGGGGAAGAGUGGUUUGCAGAGCUGGAGAACAUCCGGAAAUGUUGGUGGUGGACUUGGAUCUGACGCUACUGGAGGAUAUCAAGAAGAAGAUUCCCGUACUAAAGCAGAAGCGAAACGAUGUGUACGAGUUGGUUAGGAAGAAGUGAUGGAAUUUCAAUCAGCUUACGCAAAUCAUCGAACCGCGUUGAAGUGCAUACGCAUAUCUAGACAUUUAAAACAGACGUUUUACCUGCUCCGUUCUUCAAUCACAAUUAGCAGCAAUAAAAAAACACAACUCUUCAGCAUAAAAGCAAUAAAUUUCACAUCACAGUGGUGCAUAAAACAAUCGCGAUUGGUAUCAUUCGGAGCGCCAUGCCAUUGGCUUCGAACGAAUUGUCUGCAGUUCCCGCAAUCCACGUGCCCAGGUGUGAAUUCCUUAAGAGUGGUAGCACGCAAGCGUGGAACUUGGAACAUGACGAACCUGCCACAACAAUCGUGGUGUAGGUCGCCUGGCAAAUGGAAGAGGGUGGAGGUGGAUUAAAUGGUCGCUUGAUGAAUUGAUGAAUUCAUUAGUUGUAAA
Culex quinquefasciatus (southern house mosquito) is the source of this 1275-nucleotide messenger RNA. RefSeq names its product omega-amidase NIT2. Gene Ontology annotation, molecular function: omega-amidase activity. The record is from RefSeq and is a predicted model, not a curated record. The transcript has a single exon. Gene Ontology annotation, biological process: oxaloacetate metabolic process; L-glutamine metabolic process. Lineage: Eukaryota; Metazoa; Arthropoda; Insecta; Diptera; Culicidae. The coding region runs from base 23 to 862 and encodes 279 amino acids. Gene Ontology annotation, cellular component: mitochondrion.